AUGAAAACAUUUGUCUUGAUUGUUCUCUUAGGAUUGGCAUUUGGAGUACAAGUGAAUGAAUAAGCAACAAUAUUAUAAAAUGCUUUAACCAAUAAAUUAAAAGCUACAAGUAUGGGUAGAGCAGUAUUAACUAUGGUGGAAUUAGGCGAGCCUAAUUUCAAUCCUUUAUUUGAUGCAUUAGAAGCAUGGGCUUCACUUAUUGAAGUAAUAUAUAGAUUUUAAUUUUAGUAAAGCAUAGCUGAUGAAAAUUCAUCUUAUGGAGCAUUUGUUUAAUAAUCAGAAACAGAAGAAACUAAUUAUAAAGCUCUUAUAGCAUAAUAUGAAAGUGAAUUAGCUGAAUACAAUAUUUAAAUCAGAGAAAUCUUAAAAUCAAGAAUAAGUUUAGAAGAAGACCUUGAAAGGACAAGAAAUGAAUUAGGUGCAACUAAAUAAUAAAAAGCUAAUAUCGAAAAUUAAUAAAGAUAAGAUUCAGCUGAUUUUAAAACAAGAACCAGUUAAUUAAGUGCUGCUAUUGUUGUGAUAGAUGAAGCCUUAAAAGUAUUAGAUAAAGCAAAAUGUAUAUUAUUUUUUUAUCAUAGACUCAUCUUUUGUUGAAGAAGAUGCUUAAUAAUUAUCUUCUUUAGUUUCUGGAACACCAGAAUUACAUUCUUUAUUACUUUAAUUAAAUACUGAAGAUUAUAAGAGUGCAUAAAAUUUAUAAAAGUAUCAAUUCAUUCUCAUUAUCUUUUAGAGUUAUCAAUUUAUUAUAAAACAUCAGAGAUUAAUUCAACUAAAACAUCUAGACUUUAUAAGCAGGCUUUACAGCAGCUUAAUAAUAAGCUUAAGAUCUUUUUGAAUUAUUGAAUGCUAAAAUUGAUUCAUUGGUUAAAGAUGUUAUUCCAUAAUUAUAAUAAGAUAUCUAAGGAAAAGAUAGUAAGAAUAUCUCUAUUUCCAAGGUGAAAUUGACUCAAGAAGAUCAUUGGCAAAUGAAUCUUAAGCUAAUCUUGAUGCAACAAGGGAAAGUUUGAGAUAAUCAAUUUAAGAGAAAGGAUUAGCUACAAAUAGUCACAACAUUUUAAUUUCUGAAUAUCAUAGCAAUUUAGAUACUGUAGCUGAAUGCAUUAAUGCUUUACAUGGAAGUGGAAUUAAAAGAUAAUGAAAUAGAUACAUAAUAAUAAAUAAUUUUACUCAGUA
Paramecium sonneborni is the source of this 1173-nucleotide messenger RNA. The record is from the annotation of a GenBank genome assembly. NCBI's taxonomy places the organism in Eukaryota, Ciliophora, Oligohymenophorea, Peniculida, Parameciidae.